AUGACGGGCAAGGAUCUGAUCAAGGAGAUCAAGGUGGAUCACGACAACAUUCGUGACCUUCUGAAACGCUUCAACGACGCGCACAAAGCCGGCGACCAGGACCUCUGCGAAGCGCUCGUCAACACAAUCAUCCAUGAGGCCGCCGUCCACUCUGAUGCGGAAGAACUCUCGGUCUACAAGCUAAUGGAGAAGUUGCACAUGACCCAAGUAGCCGAAAAGGACCGCCAAGAUCAUCAGAACGUCAAGCAGGCCAUGGCUGAGCUUGACACGAACCAGAUCUCUGAUGCUGGUCUUGAUACUUUUGCCCAUAAAGUGGACAAGGCCUGCAAGCUGUUCCUUGAACAUGCCGAAGAAGAGGAAAACGACCAGUUGCCGCAACUGUGCAAGCUGCUUUCGGCUGACGAUCAGUCGAAAGCGGUCGACGAUUUCCUGCACGCUCGCAAGAUGGCUCCCACACGGCCCCACCCUUCGGCGCCUCAAUCGGGCGGCAUGUCGCAAAAGAUGGUAGGCGCCAUGGGAAAGCCCAUGGACAUGGUUGUUGAUAUGGGCCGAAAGUUUGUCGAUCUCAAGCAUCAUCACAGCAAUGUUACGGCAAGUGCCUCUUGA
Mycosarcoma maydis (corn smut) is the source of this 606-nucleotide messenger RNA. RefSeq lists its product as uncharacterized. The transcript has 3 exons. The coding region runs from base 1 to 606 and encodes 201 amino acids. NCBI's taxonomy places the organism in Eukaryota, Fungi, Basidiomycota, Ustilaginomycetes, Ustilaginales. The record is from RefSeq and is a predicted model, not a curated record.